Gasterosteus aculeatus aculeatus (three-spined stickleback) is the source of this 1586-nucleotide messenger RNA. It is a transcript of the gene dnaaf10, whose product is annotated as dynein axonemal assembly factor 10. The record is from RefSeq and is a predicted model, not a curated record. Lineage: Eukaryota; Metazoa; Chordata; Actinopteri; Perciformes; Gasterosteidae. Gene Ontology annotation, molecular function: protein binding.
AAUUGGGUUUGUGUAUCUGUACAUGUAAAUUAUGCUUGAAUAAUUUAUAUUUCUUCAGGCACCUCUUUGAACAGCUUUGUCUUCAGCUGGAGGAGGAAGGUCCGGUUUGUUGUGGCAGUUAUAUAAAUGUCCAUGGGUUAAGUUAGCUGAAGCGGACGGGGUCUUUCUAUAAACCUUGACCAGAACAAUAUAAAAUAUUAUUAUCGAUACCUCCUUAAACUGCAACGAUGUCUUCGCCGCUCGCGAAGCCGCAGAUUAUCGCGCACAUUCAGAAGAGUCUGAACUACACGGUGUUUGACAGCAAAUGGAUCCCGUGCAGCGCGAGGUUCGUCUGCCUGGGAAACUUCGCCAGAGGAACCGGGGUGAUGCAGAUCUACGAGGUGGAGCACGGAGAGGCUCGUCUCAUCAAGGAGGUGGAGAAACCUAAGCCCAUAAAGUGUGGCACAUUCGGGGCCACCUCGCUGCAGCAAAGACACAUGGCAACCGGGGACUUUGACGGGAAUCUCAAUAUAUGGAACCUGGAGGCGCCGGACGUGUCCGUGUACAGCGUGAAGGCCCACAAAGAGAUCGUGAACUGCAUCGACGGGGUCGGCGGCCUGGGGAUCGGCGACGGCGCCCCCGAGAUCGUCACCGGAAGCCGGGACGGGACAGUCAAAGUGUGGGACCCCAGGCAGAAGGAUUCGCCCGUCGCCAACAUGGAGCCCGUGGAGGGAGAGACCAAGAGGGACUGCUGGACUGUCGCAUUUGGCCACGCCUUCAACGACCAGGACCGCUGCGUAUGCGCCGGCUACGACAACGGGGACAUCAAGCUCUUCGACCUGCGGAAUAUGUCCCUCCGGUGGGAGACCAACAUUAAAAACGGGGUGUGCUGCGUGGAGUUCGACAGGAAAGACAUCAACAUGAACAAGCUGGUCGCCACGUCGCUGGAGGGAAAGUUCCACGUCUUUGACCUGCGGACCCAGCACCCCACCAAGGGCUUCGCCUCCGUCUCUGAAAAGGCUCACAAGUCGACCAUCUGGCAGGUGAAGCAUCUGCCUCAGAACAGAGACAUCUUCAUGACUACAGGGGGAGCCGGCAACCUGCAUCUGUGGAAAUACGAGUAUCCCGCCCAGAGGAGCAGGACGGACUCCGACCAGACGGAGGUGGGCGUGGCCGGCUCUGUCAACCUGCUGCAGAACGCCACCCUGUCCACGCAGCCCAUCGCCAGCCUGGACUGGAGCCCCGACAAGCAGGGCCUGUGCGUGUGCUCGGGCUUCGACCAGUCGGUGCGCGUGCUCAUCGUCACCAAGCUGCACGCGGCCUGAAGACGGAGAGUCAGUCCGCAGACGUCCUGCUGCAGGUGCAUUCAGGAAAAAACCUUUGAGAAGAACUUUGAGAUCUCCCUGAGAAUAGCACACUGCUGAGUGACACAAAUGUUUGCUGUAUCAAAAGGAUUUCUCAUAUUAUUAAAGAAGGACUGAGACUGAGGGGAUGAAGAUUUCUUUAUCUGCUUUUGUUGCACCGUUAGAGGAUGAAGUUUUUUUUUUUUUUACAGUUUUAGUUUUAAAAUGUUUUUUAUUGAGGGAUUAAAGUGCCUUUGGACAAAA